Molecule: messenger RNA, 758 nt
Organism: Carassius carassius (crucian carp)
Lineage: Eukaryota; Metazoa; Chordata; Actinopteri; Cypriniformes; Cyprinidae
Exons: 2
Coding region: 140-748 (202 amino acids)
Source: RefSeq, a predicted model, not a curated record
UAUAUACAGUUACAAUGCUUACCCAGAUAAGGAAGACUUCAAGGCUGUUGCUACUGCUUUGAUACAAAAACACCCUUGCCUUACCCAGCCUGGCUCAUCUAAGGGGUGGAAUGGGUGGUAUGAUAGUCUUAGGUGGAAAAUGGGCAAUUACCGCUCAAAACUGCGUCGAGCUGGAUGCUUGGAGGUAUCCAUAAAUGGUGGGAAAAGAAGAGGACUGCAGCCUCAGAGAAACAUCAAAAGACCCAAGAGGUUUGAAAUCAAUUUUCUACCGAACUUCCCUGAUGGUGAAGAUGAAGCCAGCAUGGAGUCCAAAAGGAAAGAGAUGGUGGAAGAAAUGAAGAAACGUCGUCUUAACGUUGCACUGAUAGCCCGGAACAUGAACUCUACAUUUGCCUUGCGUAGAAAGGAAUUGAUAGAGAAGGAGCCUGCUGUGAAGAAUACAGUGGAAAGGUGGCCAGCCCUCUUCACACAGAGUCAGAUCAUGGCAGAGUUUAAUCGUAUAUCUGGCAAAAACCUGCAAACUGAAUACUUUCAAGAACUGGACAGAUUUACUCCACGUUUCAUCGAUAUCUUCAGGGCUAAAGGUGGAGACAUUCGUUCCAAACUUAAGAAGAUUCUGCAGCAGAUUGAAAAUGACGUAAGCUCCUCGACUUAUUACAAUUCUUUUUCGAAAGCAAAACAAAUGUUGCUUUUGCUGUUGUUUUUUGCUCUGUGUUGUGUAAGCGCUAUUCAAUAUACAUUUUUAUAACUUUGCAGAA